Molecule: messenger RNA, 2361 nt
Organism: Zerene cesonia (dogface butterfly)
Lineage: Eukaryota; Metazoa; Arthropoda; Insecta; Lepidoptera; Pieridae
Gene: Cap-d3
Product: glycosyltransferase 25 family member
Exons: 10
Coding region: 146-1837 (563 amino acids)
Molecular function (GO): procollagen galactosyltransferase activity
Source: RefSeq, a predicted model, not a curated record
UUGAAUAAUGAAUUAUAUCAAUCCGUCAAAACAAAACACGUAUUGAAAUCAAAGCGGUCUUUUUUGGAAUGCUGAAUGCGGCAUAUUUGAAACUUAGAGAAGAGUCAAUUUUCAUAUUUUAUUGGAACCUGUUAAAUGUUUCACAAUGCUUAUUUGUAUUGUAUGUGUAUUUAGUAUUUUAUUCUCAACUUGUUACGGAGAAAUAGAAUAUAUAAAACCAAUUGAGAAAUGGCCUACGGUUGGAAUUUCAGUUCUUGUUCGUAAUAAAGCAUAUUCGUUACCGUAUUUUCUCUCAAGUUUGUUGCAAUUAGAUUAUCCUAAGGACAGAAUAUUUUUAUGGAUCUACAGUGAUUACAAUACAGACAAUAGUGAAGAUAUCCUGAAGGAGUGGACAGCGAGACAUGAAUCUGAAUACAGGCACAUUUUUUUUAAAAGUAACACUACUGACUCAAUGCAUAUUGAUCAAGAGACACCAACACAUUGGAGCCAACAGCGCUACAAACAUGUCAUAGCAUUGAGGGAAAAAGCUCUCAGGUUUGCAAGGGAUAUGUGGACGGAUUAUUUAUUUAUGCUCGAUGCAGAUGUUAUUUUAACAGAACCACUAACAUUGAAGUACCUGAUCAAUAAAGAAUAUCCCAUCGCAGCACCUAUGCUCAUAUCAGAUGGAGUUUAUUCAAACUUUUGGUGUGGUAUGGAUGAAUACUAUUACUAUAAGAGGACUGAGGAUUAUCAGCCUAUAUUAAGAUACAAGAAAGUUGGAUGUUUUGAUGUUCCAAUGGUGCACUCUGCUGUGUUAAUAAACUUGAAUUAUAAGAAAUCUGAUUUGCUGACAUACCAACCUAAGAAUAUAAGAAAUUACAACGGACCUGAAGAUGAUAUCAUAGCAUUUGCAAUCAGUGCAACAAAGAAUGGCAUACCCAUGUACAUAUGCAAUGAUCAUGUUUAUGGCUUUGUACCAGUCCCACUAGAAAAAGACAGUAAUCACCUGGAAGACUUUGAGGAAAUGCUUAAUGUCAAAAUGGAAAUUCUCGGGCGCGCGCUACACGUGCCCCUCGAGAAAGAUGUAGAAAAAUAUGUCAAAUAUCCAAAGCCUGGGAAGCUGAAGUGCGACGAUAUAUUUAUGAUAAAUUUGGAAAGAAGGAAAGAGAGAAGGUUGCUUAUGGAAGCCAGUUUUAAGGAGCUUGGGCUGAAUGUGACACUGUUCAAAGCCAUUGACGGCAAGAAAAUGAGCGAUGAAGAUAUGCUCCACUACAAUAUAAAACUCUUGCCAAAUUAUGAGGAUCCAUAUCACAAAAGGCCAAUGAAAGCUGGUGAAAUUGGUUGUUUCUUGAGCCAUUAUGAAAUUUGGAAGAAGAUAAUGGAAAACAACUAUGAAACUACACUCAUUUUGGAAGAUGAUAUACACUUUGUGCCAUUCUUUAGGCAGAAGUUUCUGCGGAUGCUUGAUGAGAUAAAAGACAUUGAAUGGGACCUUGUCUACAUUGGCCGCAAGAUACUUCUGGACAGUGAGGAGUCACAGGUCACACAGCACACGACGCGGCCGAUGUACUCGUACUGGACCCUCGGCUACCUGCUGCGGCUGAGCGGGGCCAGGAAACUGUUGGAGGCUGACCCACUCGCCAAGUUGCUACCCGUUGAUGAAUACCUGCCUAUCAUGUUUGAUGAGCAUCCAGCGCAUGAGUGGGCAAAACAUUUUCCCGUUCGCAAUCUGAAAGCACUAUCUGCCGCACCGCUGCUCGUACACCCAACACACUACACUGGGGAGAAGGGCUAUAUCAGCGAUACAGAAGACUCUGUUGUUGUGUAUGAUAAAGAGAAACCGAGGACUGAUCUGUAAUUUUUUUUUUUUUGUUUACGAAUUGAUCCGGGAUUUAAAGGUCCCGAGAGAUAAACAGUUUUUUUUAGAAUAAAUAUUGUUUAUGGUGUCAUUACUUAAUACGUAUUUAAGGAAAAAUGGGUAGUUAAAUGUUUACUUAACAUAGUUGUAGGUGAGAUUCAAUAAUGUUUUAAUUUAAUAUGGUUAGGAUAUAAAUAAAUUCGAUUUUAUAAAAACUUGUCAUAAAUAUUGGUAAAGUACCAAUUUUUUUCUAAUAAUUUAAAGUUAAUGAUUUUAAUUACAAAAACUGUAACAGACAUGGAGGCCAUAUUUGAUAGUCAUACUAUUUUAUAUGUAUUUAAUUUUGUUUAUUCUUUGACUAACUGAUUUAUUUGAUAUUAUAUUUUGUUAUUGUAUACAUAAUAGGCAUUCAAAAUGCAUUUAUUUUUUAUGUUAAGACGAUGUCUAAUAUGACUGUAUUGUGUGCCAUAAAUUGUAAGUUCCUAUAUUCGAUUUUUUCAAUAACUAAUAAAAUACCAAAGCAU